Messenger RNA from Malurus melanocephalus (red-backed fairy wren), 3189 nucleotides. It is a transcript of the gene CHCHD1, whose product is annotated as coiled-coil-helix-coiled-coil-helix domain containing 1. Bases 46 to 423 code for a protein of 125 amino acids. The record is from RefSeq and is a predicted model, not a curated record. Gene Ontology annotation, biological process: mitochondrial translation. Gene Ontology annotation, molecular function: RNA binding. Lineage: Eukaryota; Metazoa; Chordata; Aves; Passeriformes; Maluridae. Gene Ontology annotation, cellular component: nucleoplasm; mitochondrion; mitochondrial ribosome. The transcript has 3 exons.
UGCGCCGGGGGAUGAGCCCCGCCCUGAGGGCGGCCCUGCGCGGACAUGGCGGCGCCCGUGUACCCCGUGUGGGUGAGGCGCUGGGUGUCCGGGCAAUGGCGGAACAAGAAGCGGCCGCCGAUGCUCCGCCCGCCCCGGGCCCGGCCGCUGGCGCUGGCUGACAGGGUGGCGAACCGCCGGGAGCAGUCGACAGAGGCGACGUGCAUUACAGAGAUGUCAGUAAUGAUGGCGUGCUGGAAACAGAAUGAUUUCAACGACACAGCUUGUGCUGAGGAGAUCCGGAUGUUCUAUGACUGCGUGGCAAAGGCAGAAAAAGAGCGCAAGGAUCAAAAUGAGGACACCCUGUUAUCCAGGGGAAACUUCCCUUCAAGCAAAGUGAACAAGCUCCUGAGGAGGUUUCCUCAGAUCACACGUUAUGCAUAAUGUUAUGCUUGACUAAAGGAACUGGGGACAAGCAAUUAAAGUUGGGGUCUUUGUUAAAAAAGAGGGAAGUCAACUUGAGUAACUGAUUGAUGUCAAGUGGUAUGUGGAUCUUGACCCUGCCUUUGAUACCAGAGCAAAAACCACCCAUCUUGAGUGUCAUCUUAUUUUGUUCAUGAGGGUCUUACAGUGUUAGGAUUUCUGCAGUGUGUUGUUCAACUAGCCUGCUCAGGUCCUCACUGUUAAAUAAAACYGUCUAGGCAUACAUGUAAAUGCAUUUCCUAACGGGCUGUCUUUUUCUCACAUGCAAGCUUCUUGUCCUGUUCUGGAGCUGCUGUCAAAAAGUGUUCAGGCUCAAACACUGGACCAACUUAAAAUGGAUAGUAAAUUCAUGGCUCAUACUCGUACCUGUGUGUAUACACAAUUUGAUCCCUCUUGAACUCUUUUAAUUCCCGCUGCUGUAAAAAAAUGGCUGUAGGAUUUGGAAAAAAUCUCCAGCAAAAUUCCUUGUUAAUACACWAUUUGGUAAGUAUCAAAUAGAACUUUAGCAUAGAAACUUGUGAUUUAGGCCCUCUGGUUUGCAGGUGGGACASGUAUGGUGCCACAUGAGUUUGAUUAUUUUGUCUGUACUGUAGUGAAAUAAAGCAMGACUGGUGUUUGACUUGGGCAACUCGUAAUCUACAGCAAAAUGUUUCAUUGGUUUUUGGUAAACUGAAAGGGAGAGAGGCAGUUCAAGCAUGGACUGAUAAUGUAAUUAAUUUUUAGUUUUGAUUUGGGAGAGGUGGUUUCCACUACAGUACCACAAAACUACAAGUUUCUGUGUUAGGACCAGURCCUAAUUGGUGAAAAAAAAGCAGUGUCUUGGAGAACUGGUUUURUAACCAUUUAUAUCAGUAAUGCUUUUGAGAGUUUAGAAAAAGCAGAAUMAGAGGGGAGUCAGGCACACAUACACUGUGCAAUUACCCAGGUGCUGUACAGUUUGCUGGAGCUGAGUUCUCUGGAGCCCCAGCCUGAUACUUGUUCAUCACAAAAGUUUUGGUGAAUGCUUUCAAGUUACUGAAGCAAUUUUCACUUAACUGUUACUUACAGUGGCUCAUAAGUGGAUUAUCCACUGGGUAGCUCAUUCUUUGUUCCUAUUAUGACAUAAUUGGGUCUUUCACAGGACUUGGCUUCAGUAAGAAAACAAUAUUCACAUCUGAGUUUGGGAGAACACUUUGGUUCUAUGACAUUGUGUAUUUUCUGUCCAGAAGACGCUCUGAAAAAGAAUGCUACUUGCUGUCCCUYUGUUUCUGGAAGAUACAAACUAGAUUGGGGGUGAGGAACUGAUUCACCUCUGUUGAUGAUUUUUUUCAUAUUAAAACUUGGAAUAYAAGUGUAUCCUUGCAUCUCUUAAGAAAGCACCUGUGCUGAAUGUMGCAAAUUCUAGUGUCUGCAAUGAACACUCUUACAUAAGAGGCUGUAACAGAGACRCUUAAUGCCAUUUUCUAUUUUUACUUUUGAAAUUUUGCACAGCCCCCACUAAUCUGAACAGCUAUUUUUGGAUUAUACUGCUUCAUGGUGAGCUUCACAGUGAGCUUCACAAAUUCAGUUGUUUGAGUUUUUGUCUCACCUUUUACAUGUCUACUAUAAGCUUGAAAUUACUAUGCUAAGUUUUUCCAAACCUUUACUGAGAGGAAGGGAGCAAUGCUUUUCAGGUGCAGCCAGGUUUUAUAAUGCUUCCUAUAAAAGUAUUUGAGCAAUCCUUUUGCUGUAACCAAAAACCCUUCAGUUACUGAUUAUCCUUGGCAAUUUCAGCUGCUGGCCACUUUCCUGUUAYCUCACUGUUAAGCUUACAUGGGGUGUUUAAAUGCAUUCUGUGACRUGCUCAUAUUGAGGAUCACUCCAUUAAGAGUUCAGCUGUGUACCCACAGGGAAUGGCACUGUUCAUUCUGAGUGGGGUUUGUACCAUCCCGUGAUGCUGUUGCUGGGGAGUAAAGAAAAACUGGGUUCUGGUGUUGAGCACACUGGUUAAGAACAUUGCUGCCGAGACYUGUAUGUGGUUGCGUGGUGGUGAAAGAAUUAAACAAAAGCUGACUAGCUGUUCUACUCUCCUAAAUCGGAUUUACAGGAUUUAAGCAAAUCUUCUGGAAUUCCUUGAUCUUAUUCCUGUACCUUAUAGCUUGACUAUUAUACCAGCUCUGGGUAUGAUUGCUGUUAACUGCUCUUUUUAGGCUUUCACUGAAGAUCUCUAAGGAGGUAGCAUUAAUAUUUCAGCUGGUUUUGAUGAACAGUCAUCCUGCCAGUUCAGGAGAAACAGGCUGUAUUCYAGAGAGCUAAGAACACUUUAGAAGAUGGCAUUUCUUGUUCAGAAGGGGCAAUACAGAAUAAUCGAGUAAAAUCAASACAGACUCUGUAGGGAAUCAUAGACUUACUGUAAUAGAAUUAUGCAUAUAUCAGGGUGAGAAGGUGACUAGUGUUAAAUUGUGAAUUGAGAUAUUUACAACUAUUGAAAUUUGCCCAUGCAGGUAAGUUCAGUAUGUUUUACCUUACCUGAAAAUACAUUACUGAUCUAAACUACCAUAGUUAUAUUGGUAUAAUUCCCUUUUUCGUCUUCCUUUCCACCUUGCAGAGUAGUCAUGAGAAGCUUUUGAGAAUCUGAGAUAUGUCAUUACAUGUGCCAGAAAAACAGGGUAGUCUUGGUAAGAAGGAAGUAGUUCCAAAAGGGGACCUGCGACAGAGGAGACAGCUGCAAAACCCACUAUAUCCUUCCAGUUUGUUAUUCUUCCAAAA